UUUUUUUUUUUUUUUUUUUUUGGUUCUUUUUUUCGGAGCUGGGGACCGAACCCAGGGCCUUGCGCUUCCUAGGUAAGCGCUCUACCACUGAGCUAAAUCCCCAGCCCCUGUCAUGGACAAUCUUAACCUUUCAGGCCUCUGAGGCACUCAAGGAAUCCCGCACAGAUAUUGGGGGGCUCCCUUUAAGAAUUCUCAGAGUUCUUUUUGGAGUUACUAUGUUUGAUUGGUUUUGGUCAUCGAUGAGCCAAAGAAGAGCUAUGCAAAGACGUGAGCCGCAUUCAAGAUGGAAAUGCACACAGCUCAAAGGCUCCUGAAGGAAGAGAUAGCGGAUAAAACGAGCUUCAUCUAGCAGGCCCGAGCUUCCUGUUGUCAAGGCGACGAUCCUCCAGGAGAGGUCCGGGCCAUCGAUUGGCGAGGCCUAGCCCGGGUCCCCAAGUGCCGGAAGGUCGCCCCGCCGCGCUCGCUCGCUCGCUCGGCGGUCGAUUAAGAGGGCUUCCUGAAGGCUGGGCAAGAGGGUGGGUGGGAAGAUGGCGGCCGCGGCGGCAGGUGGCCUGCCUGGGAAGGGACACGAUAUCAGCCUGGCAGCCCUGCGGCGCCACGACCCCUACAUCAAUCGCAUCGUGGACGUUGCCAGCCAGGUGGCUCUGUACACUUUCGGCCAUCGGGCCAACGAGUGGGAGAAGACUGGUGUGGAAGGAACCUUAUUUGUUUAUACAAGGUCUGCCUCUCCGAAGCACGGAUUCACCAUUAUGAAUAGGCUCAGCAUGGAAAACAGAACAGAGCCCAUUACUAAAGACUUGGACUUCCAGCUCCAGGACCCUUUCCUUCUCUACAGAAAUGGCACACUGUCCAUUUAUGGAAUUUGGUUUUAUGAUAAGGAAGAGUGCCAGAGAAUUGCAAAACUAAUGAAAAACCUCACUCAGUGUGAACAGUUGAAAGCCUGUCAUGGAGCUGGAGCAGGAUCCUCCCCAGUGACCUUGAGUUCAGGAGAGGGCCGAGAAGUAGAUAUCCUGCAGAUGCUCACCAAGGCCAAAGAUGAGUACACCAAGUGUAGGAGCUGUUCUGAGCCAAAGCAGAUGACCAGUUCUUCUGCCAUCUGUGACAACCCCAAGCUCAUCAAACCUGUCCCCGUGAGACCCAGCAGCAGCCAGAGGCUGCACGAACCCACGCCCAGCAAGACCUUGGACCCUGAGCCUCAACACUUACCUUUGACAGCGCUAUUUGGGAAACAAGACAAAGCCCCUUGUCAGGAAACUGUGAAACCAUCCCGGACCUUUGCCCACCACCAUCACCAUCACCACCACCACCAGCAGCAAGAGAAGCUUCCAGUUCAUCACGGGGUUGCAUGCUCCCUGGCCUGUGAGGAUCCCAGGAAGCUCUCACUCCCAGUGGAGAAGCAGCUAUGCCCAGCCAUUCAGAAACUCAUGGUUGGGAGCAUGGGGCUGCACUCCCUGCCACAGCACCCUGGACAGUGGCCCUGUGAAAGUGGCAGCCCCAGCCCUGCAGGGGGAAUUCUUCCUGGUCCUGUCCAGCUGGGGGCCCCCUGGAAUGGUAGGGCUGCACACUGUACACAGAGCACUUGCAGAAGCCACAAGCUGUUAGAGCAGCUUCAAGGUGCCCCUGCCGCAGUACAUAAGUAUAGCUUCUGUGCACCUGCCAGUCCAGCCGUGACCACUCAGGUGGCUCCAGGCCAGAGUGUGGCCCAGUCACAGCUGGUGUAUUUCAGUGGCCCCCUUCCACCUCCCACGCCAGGACAUCAGGCUCUCGGGAAGGAGCAGUGUGCACCACCAGCACAAGCGGUGUCGCUCUCUGGCAGCCAGGAGAGCAGCCCCACUGUGCUCCCUACUCAGGAGCUGCUAAGAAAGCUCCAGGUAGUACAACAGGAGCAGCAGGCAGCCCCCCGGCCAGCCUUGGCAGCCAGGUUCCCUGUGUCAGCCCAGGGAUCAGGGACAGAAAAGCCCUUGGAAGCCUGGGUCAGCAAGACAGCCAGCAUGGAGAAACAGGCUCCUCUUCUGCAGACCGUGUCAUCUCAGUGUGUCCCUGCUGCAGUGGCUUCUCUGCUCACACCCCCUGUGGUUUUCACACAGUCUACCUGUGCCCCACUGAGAGAGACUGAUAAUGGGCUCAUGGCCCUAGGAGGCCCAGAACUUCCUGCUGCCUCCUCCAGCCUCCUUCUGCCCCUGCAGAACUGGGAAUCCUCCACCAUGGCCAGCAGGCCCCUCACCAGGCUGCAGCUCCAGGAGGCACUGCUGAACCUCAUCCAGAAUGACGACAACUUCUUAAGCAUAAUCUACGAAGCCUAUCUCUUCAGCGUGACACAAGCCGCCAUGAGAAAAGCCACGUGACCAGCUACCUGAGAGCAAAGACUGAGAACUGGUUUUCCGGGGUCUUCCUGUGAACUGGUGUGACCAAACACAUUUAUGCCUUUUUAACAAAGUAUAGUGAUGCAGAGUAAAAUGUUUUGUACUAUCCAA
Messenger RNA from Rattus norvegicus (Norway rat), 2474 nucleotides. The record is from RefSeq and is a predicted model, not a curated record. Lineage: Eukaryota; Metazoa; Chordata; Mammalia; Rodentia; Muridae.